AUGCCAGAGUCGAGAUCAGAAGAUGUUUUCGACGACCUGGCGCACUUUUUGCUGUUGACGAGUCUAUGCGCGGACGUUGCUCAGGUCUCCCAUACCUAUGCCCAACAAGGUAUCUACAAGCGCUUGCAAGACCCGCGGCUUGGUAAUGUUGGCGCUGGCGCGGACAAGCGUAGCGACCAAGCAACUUCGGCAUGGCUGAAGCACAUCAGCGAACUGGAUGCCGGCGUGACCACCACCGUCGAGCACAUCGACGGCGCCUUGAGCAGAUGGCGUCGAGUCUCGACGGUAAGCGAAGCUCAACAGUACCAAUCUGGUCCCGGAUGUCCCUUUGUCCUGGGUCCUUCGAGCUUCUACUACAUUGCCAAGCACCAACUACGACAACUGCAGACGCAGAUUGGCAUGUCCCACCCUGGCACCCCUGCAAGGUCGCCCAUCCAUGCGACCUACUCUACCGUCACGUCGGACCCAUCCACCACCUUGGCUCCCUCAGCGCGAAUGAGGAGCAUGUCGAUUGGCGGACUAGACGGCAAUCUUUCGCUGCCGCACCUUUCCUCUGCGCGAAGAGCGAGCGCGUUCGAGUGGAGCAGAAGCGCUUCCAAUCGCAGCGACGACCAAUCCUUGCCCCAUACUCCCUCAUCCAUCCAAUCCCCCGCGCCGAGCAUGGCUCAAUUGUACAACCUCGUCAGCCCCGCCGGUUUCUCGCCAAGCCAACACUCCUCCCACACUCCUCUUCCGCUUCACUAA
This is a messenger RNA of Ceraceosorus bombacis, 744 nucleotides long. NCBI's taxonomy places the organism in Eukaryota, Fungi, Basidiomycota, Exobasidiomycetes, Ceraceosorales, Ceraceosoraceae. The record is from the annotation of a GenBank genome assembly.